Messenger RNA from Benincasa hispida (wax gourd), 1826 nucleotides. NCBI's taxonomy places the organism in Eukaryota, Viridiplantae, Streptophyta, Magnoliopsida, Cucurbitales, Cucurbitaceae. The record is from RefSeq and is a predicted model, not a curated record.
GAAAAAGAUGGCUUUUGCCACUGCCAUUGCCUGGCAGUCUGCCACCCACUCCACUAUGUAUAAAAUAAAUCCCCUUAUAUAAUCUUCUUCACAUCUCUGUUUUUCUCUCUACCAAAAUAGAGUCCCUCCAACCACCGGAAAAAAUGGGCUCAGAACCAAACUCCGGUGACCACCACAUCCUUAUGAUCCCUUUUAUGGCCCACGGACAUCUCAUCCCCUUCCUAGAACUCGCCAAUUUAAUCCAUCGGAGAUCCUCCGUUUUCACCACCACCAUCGCCAACACCCCCUCUAACAUCCAAUACCUCCGCUCCACCGUCUCCACCGCCAAAAUCCACCUCGCCGAGCUCCAAUACUCCAGCACCGAACACGGCCUCCCACCCAACACUGAGAACACCGAAAAUCUCUCUCUAGACCAAAUCGCCACUCUGUUUCACUCUUCCGCCGCCCUCGAACUCCCCUUUCGACAACUAAUCUCCGACAUCGUUCAAAAAGAUGGCAAGCCUCCACUAUGUAUAAUCUCCGACGUAUUCUUUGGUUGGUCGGUGGCCGUCGCUAGAAGCUUCAACAUCCCGAUUUUCAAUUUCACUACCUGCGGUGCUUAUGGUACUCUGGCCUACAUCUCUCUUUGGUUGAAUCUCCCUCACCGGUCCACCACUGCCGAUGAUUUCUCAAUCCCGGGGUUCCCAGAACGGUGCCGUUUCCAUCGCUCCCAACUCCACCGGUUCUUACUAGCAGGGGACGGCACAGAUUCCUGGUCCAAAUAUUUUCAGCCACAACUCUCAUCUGCUUUGAACUCCGAUGGAUGGCUCUGUAACACCGUCGAAGAAGUUGAAUCUUUCGGAUUGGGGCUUUUGAGAGAUUACAUCAAACUCCCCGUCUGGGCAAUUGGGCCGCUUCUUCCUCAAAACUCCGCCCGCCGGUGGGGAAAAGAGAAAGAUUCCGGCGUGGAUUUAGAAAAUUGCAUCAAUUGGCUGAAUUCCCACCUGAGAAAUUCCGUUCUGUACAUCUCAUUCGGAUCUCAAAACACAAUCAGCGAGACCCAGAUGCUGGAAUUAGCUUACGGAUUGGAGGAAAGUGGGAAGGUGUUCAUCUGGGUAGUGAGGCCGCCAUUGGGACACGACAUAAAAGCAGAGUUCAGAGCUCAUCAAUGGCUGCCGGAGCGAUUCGAGGAGCGAAUGAAGGAGACGAAUCGAGGAUUACUGAUCAGAAAUUGGGCACCCCAAUUGGAAAUUUUGUCGCACAAAUCAGUGGGGGCGUUUUUGAGCCACUGUGGGUGGAAUUCGACGGUGGAGAGCUUGAGCCAGGGGGUUCCGAUGAUCGGGUGGCCAAUGGCGGCGGAGCAAGCAUACAACUCGAAGAUGUUGGUUGAAGAAAUGGGGAUUGGAGUGGAGCUAACAAGAGGAAAAGAGAGUGAGAUUAAGAGAGGGAAAGUGAAGGAGGUGAUAGAAAUGGUGAUGGGGGAAAGUGGGAAAGGGGAAGAGAUGAGGAAGAAGGCAGCCAUUAUUAAGGACAAUAUGAUAGCUGCAAUUAAGGACGAUGAAGAAAAGGGUUCAUCUUUGAGGAGUUUGGAAGAAUUUCUUGCAAUUAUUGAGUCCAAAAGGGGGAAGACAGAUGGGAGGGUGUCAAUGAAUUGAGUGUCCCAAUGUUAUUUGCGAGUUUGGGACAUUUUGGUGGCAUUUAUUUGUGCCACAUUUGCAUUUGUUGAUGGGUAGACGAUAUCACUUGUGAAACGGAUAAUAAAUGUCUUAUUUAUGAUUGAAUUAGGUAUAUCGAUUUUAUGUUCACUUUCUAAUAAAUAAAGUUUAAAUCUCAUUUUGGCUUUUUAA